AUGGGUACAAUAAUUCAACGUAAAGCAAUACAACUUGCAGAAGGGCUCAAAGUAACAGAUGAAGGUGCAAGUGCAUCUCUUGAGGAUCUUCCUAGAUUUCACAGUGAACUGCAAGAAAUAAUCAAAAAAUACAAACCCGAGGAUAUUUAUAAUACCGAUAAAACUGCACUAUACUUGCGUAUGGAACCAGAUAAAACAUUAGCUGAUGGCCCUGUUGCAGGGAAAAAAAAAGCCAAAGAUUGUGUUACUGUUUUGCUUACAUAUAAUGCAACAAACUUCUUUCUCUGUUUAUAUAUAAAUAUAAAACCUCUCAAGCCCUUAAAAAUAUUGAUAAAUCCUCCUUACCUGUGUAUUAUUACUGGAAUUGUUCCUCUUGAAUGCAAAUAUCCAUUUUUAACAAUUACAUUAAGCAUCUAG
Messenger RNA from Dentiscutata erythropus, 417 nucleotides. The record is from the annotation of a GenBank genome assembly. Lineage: Eukaryota; Fungi; Glomeromycota; Glomeromycetes; Diversisporales; Gigasporaceae.